AUGUCCGCUUCUCGCACCUUUUUUGUGGGAGGAAAUUACAAGAUGAACGGCACGCUGGACAGCACCAAGAAGCUCAUCGACAUUCUCAAGAGCGCUCAACUCGAUCCCAAGGCUGGUGAGUGGGAGCGGUGGUGAGGGUGGCAGUGGCAGUGGUUGCAAAGUGAGCGUGUAUGCUUGCUUGCGUCGAGGCGGAAGGCGGGGCCAGCUAGCUGCAUUCGAGGCAGCAACAGCAAGGGCUGACGAAACAGGAACCUCCGCGCCUACAACGAACGCACAGAGGUCGUUGUUGCGCCUCCCGCGCUUCACCUCCUGCUGACCAAGGAGCUGCUGAGCGGAUCGAAGAUUGGCGUGUCUGCUCAAAACGCCUACCACAAGGCAUCCGGAGCGUUUACUGGUGAAAUCUCUGUCACGCAGCUCAAGGAUGCUGGCAUCCCUUGGGUCAUCUUGGGUCACUCUGAGCGCAGAACACUGUUUGGGGAGAAGGACGAGGAUGUGGCUGAAAAGACCAAAGCUGGUUUGCAACACGGUCUCAGCGUCAUCCUCUGCGUAGGCGAGACUUUGGCUGAGAGGGAAAAGAAUGAGAGCAUAAACGUCGUUGUGCGUCAGCUCGAUGCUGUUGCCAAGCAGAUUAGCGAUUGGAGGUGAGCAGUGUAGUGUAGUCCAGUGCAGUGCAGUGCAGUGCAGUGCGGCCCUUGGGGAUGCGCUUCAAAGUGCGCAUUGCCCCCAACGCUCAUGAUGCUUUCUUUUGCAACCUGCAGCAAGAUCGUCGUGGCCUACGAGCCCGUUUGGGCCAUCGGAACGGGCAAGGUAGCGACGGCAGAGCAGGUGAGCAGUUUGCCGCGUCCGCAGACGAAGCGAAGCGAAGCGCUCGCAUCGAAAGCUUAGCCACCACACACACACCCUCGCCCUCGCCCUCUUUCCAUGCAGGCCCAAGAGGUUCACGCUGCCAUUCGCAAGUGGGCAAACGACAAGCUGGGCUCUCAAGCUGGAGAGGCUCUGCGCAUCAUCUACGGCGGAUCCGUAGCCGCCAAGAACUGCAAGGAGCUGGGUGAGUGCAAUGCGAAUCGAGGUGCUGGCAGCAGCAGCAGUUUGUGUUGCGGGCAUGUUGCGGGCAUGUAUGCGGCAGACGCGGACGCAGACGCUCACCUUGUGCAUUCGCUAUCGCUCUCGCUUUCUCCCUUUCCCCGAUCCCAUCUCUUUCAGCUUCUCAGCCCGACAUUUCCGGUUUCCUCGUCGGAGGCGCUUCCCUCAAGCCCGAAUUUGUGGACAUUGUCAACGCUCGUCUUGUAAGUCGAGCCGAUUGCGCGUGCGGGAGGGGAGAGGGGGGCAUCGGCCGUGAGCUGGGUUGUCGUGCUGACGAACAUUGCGCUCCUCCAUCCUAGUGA
Ceraceosorus bombacis is the source of this 1385-nucleotide messenger RNA. The record is from the annotation of a GenBank genome assembly. NCBI's taxonomy places the organism in Eukaryota, Fungi, Basidiomycota, Exobasidiomycetes, Ceraceosorales, Ceraceosoraceae.